AUGAGCAACAACUAUAGAGCUGCUCCAAAUCACACUGAAAAUGCAUCCAUUCCGUUAGAGAGUCGAGUAAGAGAGAAGCUGCAAAAGUUGCCUCCUCUGUCUCCAUCAUGUUUUAUUUACAGAGUUCCAGAGAGGUUAAGGAGUCUAAAUCCCAUUGUCUACACACCCAAAGUAGUCUCUAUUGGCCCAUUACACCAUGGCGAGGAUACCUUACAAGACAUGGAAGAGCACAAGUACAGGUACCUACAACAGUUUCUAGAUCGCACCAACGUAAGCUUGGAGUGUUAUAUACAAGAAACAAGGUACCAAGAAGCAAAACUGCGUAGUUAUUAUGCAGAAACUAUUAAUUUUAGCAGUGACGAUUUCGUAACGAUCAUUCUUGUGGACUCUGCAUUCAUCAUUGAGCUGUUUUUGAACUACUAUUUCAGCACCGCUAAUAUCGCAGAUCGGAUACUAAGAGCACCAAAGAUGAUAACUGACAUAAGACCUGAUUUGCUUUUGCUUGAAAAUCAACUUCCACUUUUCAUUCUUGAGGAUCUUUUCGAUCCAGAAAAAGUUAAGAGAAAUUCAAAUUCUGGUGAGAAUGGGAAGCUGUCAUUUAUUCAACUUUGUCUGAGUUUCUUUGAAGUUGAAUUAGACAUGGUUGGAGUGGACUGCAAUCUGCAGACGGUAAAUUAUUCUCAAGCAAAAGGAGCACAUUUUGUUGAUAUCAUAAGAAACUUAUGUCUACCACUGGAACCUUUCGUUAUAGGGACGCGCAAAGCCGGCACCCCUACAGCACCAAGCAUCACAGAGUUACACCAAGCUGGAGUCAUGUUAAAAGUGCAAUCAACCAGAAACUUAUUUGACAUACGAUUUACUAAUGGAAUUCUGCAAAUUCCAAAAUUGCAAAUUUCUCUUCGUAUGGAGAUUACUUUGAGAAGUAUUGCUGUGUUUGAGCAAUGUCAUUACUACCAUCGCAGGAUAGCUGAUUAUCUUGACCUCAUGGAUUGUUUAGUGAAAACCCCCAAGGAUGUGGAGUUGCUUGCCAAGUACGGAAUUGUUACAAAUUUGAUAGGUGACAACAAUGAGGCGUGUUCUCUGAUUAAAAACCUUAGCAAGGGGAUUCUUUGGAAUUACAUUGACUUCUGCUUCACUCCUCUUUAUGAAGACCUACACAAGCACUGCAAAAAGCCCUGGAACAAAUGGAGGGCAAAUUUGAAGCAAAACUAUCUGAACACGCCAUGGGCAAUUGCUUCCGUUGUUGCAGCUGCUUUUCUCAUCAUACUUACUAUCAUACAAUCGAUAUUGACAAAGCACAUGAAGGUUGUUUUGGUUGAAGGUUUUGGUUGCAUUGUCCACAAUGACAGAUGA
Messenger RNA from Fragaria vesca subsp. vesca, 1353 nucleotides. RefSeq names its product UPF0481 protein At3g47200-like. Lineage: Eukaryota; Viridiplantae; Streptophyta; Magnoliopsida; Rosales; Rosaceae. The coding region runs from base 1 to 1353 and encodes 450 amino acids. The transcript has 2 exons. The record is from RefSeq and is a predicted model, not a curated record.